AUGGUGGUUGGUCUCGUCGGUGAAGGAGGCAAAGCCGACGUCGAUGCUAACGCUGCUGCGGCGAUCACCGGCGAGCUCUACUCCCGCGCCUCCUACUGGGCGCGCCAGAUGUCGUCGCACGGUGUCACCAUGUCUGAUUCAACCCGACCUAGCAAUGACUCAGAGAGAGAGGCUCAGUACAUGUUUGAUUCAACACCUGAACCCUCACCGCCUGCAUCUCUGCAUGUCAAUAUUGAAGACUUAGAUGAAGAAAUUGAGGAACCUGUUCCUCUGAGAGUGACACCCUCUCCCGAAGUAAGAUUGAAGUAUGCUAUCAACUCCCCACGGCCUGGCGAAGUACUGCCCAGUCGUGGAAAGAAAGUGGUGACGAAGCUCAAGGCCGAGAAGAAAGAAAAGGCCAAGAGAUUCAAGGAUGUGCCACCUCACACUGCUGAAGAAAUCUUCAUUUUCUAUUCCUCAGAAGACGACGCUGAAGGGAAGACCAGGAUGAAGAGAAAGCACCGUCUCCAGCACAUCAUUCGUAAACACUCCCAUGUGCUCGCAGCUAAGAUCCGAAGAAGAACCAAGGAAGCAGAGAAUGCCAACAUGUAUUUUCCUGCUCCCAAGCUGGGACACUUCAAGAUUGUCCGCAAGGAUGGAGGACCUCACCGUGAGGAAUUCAACAAGAAAGCUCUGAAGAUCAUUAGAGACAUAAAUUAUGUUGACAUCUCCAAGAAGCCCAAGUCCAAGAAGGCUUUAUUUGCUGAAGACGGUGACGUUUUCCUGUCUGAACCUGCAGUUGAGCUGCGUGGUCCUGCCAGAGCAUCUAGGCUCAGAGGUUCUUCAUUGCCUCCUCAAGUGCCUCGCAACAAGCCCAGUGAAGAAUCUAAGGGCAAGGCAAAGAUGCCUGAGAAGAGGAAAGGCUCUGAAGAUUCAGAGAAACAGUUCAAGAAGGAUCUGAAGAAAGCCAAGAGAGCCUCAGCUGUUGGACCCGGUUAUUCAUCGAAAUAUGCUGCGGAUGCUGCUGCCAUGGCUUAUGGAGAGAUUCCCUAUCCUCCUCAAGUCGUCCAUAUCAACCCCGUUUGCUUGAUUGUUGCCAAGGCUCAGGCUGAAGAAUGGGAGCAGAACCGAAGUAUUCGUGUUGCCAGAAGGUUAGAAGAAGAAGAACGAGCUGAGAAGGAACGUGUCGAGAAAGAGAAGGCAGAAGCUGCCUUAAGGAGAAAAGAAGAGAAGAAAGCUGCUGAAUUGCAAAAGAAGAAAGCUGAGAAGGAAGCUGAGGAGAAGAAAAGGGCUGACCUCAUCGCGCUGAAGAAAGAAAAGGAAAUCGCUUUGAAGACUCGGGCUGAGCUUGAGAGGAAGAAGAAGAAGGCUCUGCUCGUUGAGCAAAUGAAGCAACCAGACGAGAGCAUUAAGGCUGAUAAAGCUAAGAGCGAUGCCAGAAAGAAAGCCGCCAAGGAGAAAUCUCCUGAGGAACAAGGCGGAAAUGAAGAGGUUGACAAAGAGAAGACUGAAUAUGAGAAAAUGAGGGAUGCCGCUUGUGAGAUCCGUCGUGAGAUCGGUCUCAAGGCCAGAAAUGACCCAGCAGCCCCCUCGGACACUGAAGAAAGUCAGGAUUUACCAGCGCCAGUCCUACCAAAGAAGAUCACCAUGACUCGCAAGGCGUCAGAGAUUGCUAAAGUGAAGAAGACUGCCAAGGAGUUUGGUUUGAGAAUCAAAGUUCCUGCUGGAAGAAGUCCCUCCACUUCAUCGUCUGUUGCAGAUCCUCGGAAGAAUAAAGCUAUUGACACCCCUGUGCCAGAUAUAUCCAAUGUCAAGCUUACUUCACUCCUUGAGGAAUCGGAACAAGCUGCUUCAUCACCAACAGUACUGUCUGAGCAAACCACCCAGCAGGAAGAAGUAGAUGAGGUGCUGGGGCAGAAUAAGGAAGAGCUCGCUCGUCCUGAAGAACCCCCCACCAGCAGCUCGUUGCCUCGGAUAGAGUCUGUGGAUGCCUCUGCUGAAGAAGGAAGAACUUGUGACUUCGAAGCUGAAGCCACCCGUGACCUCAACGUCAACGAUGCAGAGACUGAUGCAGAUGCCCCCGUGCCAACGCCGCAAAUUGCGCCAAAGAAGAAGCGAUCUGGAGUGCCAAAGGAUCACGAGGACAGGAGACUCUCGCGGAUGCUCGUGAGAUCUCAAGCAAUGUCCGAGGACAACCGGGAGUUACUGUCUCGGAAGCCCAAGAUGCUAGUCUCCUCUGACCGUGAGAAAGUAUACUUCAAAGCCUUGAAGAACGCUGAGCUUCGCCUUGUGAGGCUGAACAAUGGGCUGAAGUACAAAGAGGACAGAUCAGCUGAAGACCCGAGAUUCUGGUCUUUUGAGCAGCAGGAUUAUUAUGCGCAGAUUCUUCUGCCCAGGAAACACUUUGCAAAGAUGAAGUAUCUUAAUGAUGAUUGGUUUUCUUCCAAUCGUCAGAAUGGUGUCAUGCCUACAAUCAAUGCGCUCAAUGAUCUGAAUCUGUUGAAGUUUGUUGAAACCUGCCAGAACUGGAACGAUGAGCUGAUUCUUCAGUUCUAUGCUACAUUUGGCAGGAAGAAGGAUUCCCAGGCGCCUUAUGCACCUCAGAUCAUGAAGAUCAUUUUGCAGUUGUCUGAGAAACGCUUUGAAUUGGAGCAUCAACACAAGUACUUCUCGUUGAAGCCUCAGGACACAGAGCCGUCUGUGCUUUCUCAUACCUCAGUGUCUGACCGCCCGUCAAAGGAGUCUUCACAGCCCGUUCCGUCGCAACCGCAGCUGCAGAAAUCACUUCAUCCAUCUGAUUCUCAGUUUGAGACCAGCUCCGGCACGGAUGGUUCUUUGAAGAACCUGGUAGUGAAGCUCUCCCGAAAGAUUGACGAUCAGCAAGAUUUGCUUGAGAAGCAGACAGCUCUUCUGAAGAAUCAAGAAGUGCUGAUCAAGAAGCUGAUAUCCCGCGAAGACAAGACCAGUGGCAUGCUUCAAUAUUUUCUCGCCAAGCACUACCCCAAUGUCCUGAAGCGUGAAGACAGCGAAGCUACUCCAAGCCAAUAG
Brachypodium distachyon (stiff brome) is the source of this 3027-nucleotide messenger RNA. Its product is annotated as caldesmon-like. The coding region runs from base 1 to 3027 and encodes 1008 amino acids. The record is from RefSeq and is a predicted model, not a curated record. The transcript has 5 exons. Lineage: Eukaryota; Viridiplantae; Streptophyta; Magnoliopsida; Poales; Poaceae.